This is a messenger RNA of Capsella rubella, 2233 nucleotides long. RefSeq names its product protein CYPRO4. The record is from RefSeq and is a predicted model, not a curated record. Gene Ontology annotation, cellular component: cytoplasm; nucleus. Lineage: Eukaryota; Viridiplantae; Streptophyta; Magnoliopsida; Brassicales; Brassicaceae. The coding region runs from base 86 to 2011 and encodes 641 amino acids. Gene Ontology annotation, molecular function: protein binding. The transcript has 2 exons.
GACUUCAAUUUCCCACCCUCCUUUGAAUCUCACUCACUGCCGUUGUUUCAGAUUCUCUUUUCAUUUCCAAGAGGAUUCUUCGCUAAUGGGAGCAGCUCACAGUCAUGAAGAUCUGGAGAUCUGUUCCUCCGAUGAGGAUGAAUAUGAUGAAUACGAAGAAGGCAGAGAGGGCGAAGAAGAGGAAGACAAGUUCCAGGACUCCAGGGACGAUACCUUAGGCAUUUCUUCCUCCGGUGGUCGCCGCGGGCCUAAUUCUCCUUCAUCACUUGACGACGUUGAGGCAAAACUCAAAGCCCUGAAGCUGAAAUACCCACCGACGCAAGCCCCCUCCUCUACCCAGAACUCAGCUCGGCUUUUCCGGUACAUCAAUGGAAACACUCCUAAAGCCAAAUGGGUCACUGCUGAGAAGUUGACUGCUUAUUGUUUCGUCAAGACUGACAAAGGUGAUGAAGAUGAUGAGGAUGACGAUGUGAAUGAAGAUGUGGAAGACGAAUGGUGGGUUUUGAAAGUCGGAAGCAAGAUCCGAGAAAAGGUCUCCGAUGAAAUGCAAUUGAAGGCGUAUAAAGAUCAACGCCGUGUUGAUUUCGUUGCUAAAGCUGUUUGGGCUAUGAAAUUCGCCAGCAGCGAAGACUUUUCGUCUUUUGUUAGCAGCUACAACAAUUGCUUGUUUGAGAACAACCAUGGGGUUGAGUUGAAUGAGGCCAAUAAGGCGAAAAUCUAUGGGAAAGAUUUCAUUGGGUGGGCCAAUCCUGAAGCUGCUGAUGAUUCCAUGUGGGAAGACGCUGAUGAUAUUUUGCUUCAAAGCCCGGGAGGAUCUGCAACUCCGGCGAGAGAUACACAGGAUUUGACUGAGGCCUUUGAGGAAGCUACAAGUGAGGGCAUACAUAGCUUAGCUCUAGGUGCUCUAGAUAAUAGUUUUCUUGUUGGAGAUUCUGGUAUUCAGGUUUUCAAGAACAUGAGGCAGGGGAUUCAAGGCAAAGGUGUUUGUGUUAACUUUGAGCCUGGUUAUGGCCGGGCUCACUCCUCAGCACCCAAGAAGGCUCUUCUCAUGAGGGCUGAGACUAACAUGCUGCUCAUGAGUCCUAUGAGCCAAACGCCUCAUUCACGAGGAAUCCAUCAGCUCGACAUUGAAACCGGGAAGGUUAUUUCGGAGUGGAAGUUUGAGAAAGAUGGAGUGGAUAUCUCUAUGAGUGACAUUACUAAUGAUGGUAAAGGUGCUCAAUUGGACCCAUCUGCGUCAACUUUUCUCGGUCUGGAUAACAAUAGGCUUUGCAGGUGGGAUAUGCGUGACCGUUAUGGGAUGGUUCAGGAUCUUGCUACUGCUAAUACUCCAGUCUUGAAUUGGGCACAGGGGCAUCAGUUUUCUAGAGGGACUAACUUCCAGUGCUUUGCAACUACUGGUGACGGCUCAAUUGUUGUUGGCUCUCUUGAUGGCAAGAUUAGACUCUACUCUAGCAACACUAUGAGGCAGGCAAAGACGGCUUUCCCUGGACUUGGUGCUCCUGUAACUCAUGUGGAUGCUACAUUCGAUGGGAAAUGGAUAGUUGGUACAACUGAUACAUAUUUGAUUGUCAUCUGUACCCUUUUCACUGACAAAAGUGGCAAAACAAAGACAGGCUUUGAGGGUCGCAUGGGAAAUAAGAUUGCCGCACCAAGGUUGCUUAAGUUGAGACCUCUUGAUGCCCAUUUGGCUGGAUCUGACAACAAGUUCCGCAAUGCUCAGUUUUCUUGGGUCACGGAGGAUGGGAAACAGGAGCGUCAUGUGGUAGCAACUGUUGGAAAGUUCAGUGUGAUAUGGAACUUUCAGCAAGUGAAGAAUGGAUCUCAUGAAUGCUACAAUGAUCAAGAAGGGCUGAAGAAAUGCUACUGCUACAAGAUAGUCCUUCGAAAUGAAUCUAUUGUGGACAGUCGCUUCAUGAAUGACAACUUUGCAUCUGGUUCACCUGAAGCGCCUUUGGUCAUUGCAACUCCCAUGAAAGUCAGCUCUUUCAGCUUAUCCAGCAAGCGAUGAUACAAGCAAGUGAUGGACCACAAGUUACAUAGUCUGAAUUCUAGUCUGUUUGUAACCAUGUGAAAUUUCAAUGUUCUGGAAUUUAGUACGCUGUUAGAUUCAGAGAAUAGACAUGUGAUGAUGUUGCUAAAUUUCAUUGGUUUGUCUUUGACUUUUCAGAUCGUAUUGUAGACGUUUCGGUUUUCCGUUUUCACUUAAAUGAGGUGAUGUUUCGAAGAUGUA